AUGAGUGGCACAGGAACCGGCGGAGGUGGAAUGGGAGGGGCCAUGGGCCGACCCGCCAGGUCACCUGCUCCUGGAACAGAGGUAGCCAUGGGUCCUGGGGGGUGCAUGGGCGCCAGAGAAAUGGGCGGUGGCACUCGAAUGCGGGGCAGUGGCGGGGACGGAAUGCGCAGCAUUGGAAUGGGCAAAGUCGGAAAGGGUGGUGGUGGAAUGGGAGGUGGCGGAACCGGAGGUGGAAUUUGGGGGGGGGGGUGGGCGGACCUGUGUCAUCUGCUCCCGAAUCAGAAGCAGCCAUGGGCUCUGGGAGCAUGGAUGAUGGCAUGGGCAGUAGAGGAAGAAAAGGUGGUGGAGGAAUGGGCGGAGGAGGAGUGGAUGGCGGUGAAAUGGGCGGCAACAGAAUGGGUGGCGGUGGAAUGGAGGGAGGCGGAAUGGGUGGUGGUGGCAUGGGAGGGGGCAUGGGCGAACCUAAGAGGCGGGGGCAUGGCAGGCGGUGGAACGGAUGGUGGUGAAAUGCGCGGGGCAGAAUGGGUGGAGGUGGCAAUAAUGGGGGGGGGGGGGGGAAUGGGCGGCGGUGGAGUGGAUGGCAGUGAAAUGGGCGGCGGCGGAAUGGAUGGCGGUGAAAUAGGCGGCGUUGGCAAUGAUGGGGAUAGAACGGGCGGCGGUGGAAUGGGCAGCGGAGGAACCGGAGGGGGAACGGGAGGCGGAGUGGGGUCAUCUACUCCUGGAUCAGAAGCAGCCAUGGGUCCUGGUGGGGGCAUGGAUGAUGGCAUGGCUGGUGGAGUAAGGGGCGAUGAUGACAUGGGCGGCGGUGGAAUGGGCGGGGAUGGAAUGGGCUUCUCCAAUGUGGGCAGCAGCAGAAUGGAUGGCGAAUCAGCCAUGGGUCCUGGGGGCAUGGGCGCUGGGGGAAUGGGAGGCGACGGAAUAGGCGUCGGUGGCAAUGAUGCGGGCGGAAUGGGCCACGGAGGAAUGGGUGGGAUCGGAAUGGGUGGUGGUGGAACAGAUGAUGGUGAAUCGGGUGGCGGCGGAAUGGGUGGAAUGGGUGAGGGUGGGGUGGGCAGAGGAAUGGGCGGCGGAGGAUCCGAUAAUGAACUAAUUUUCAAUAAACCCCUCGUCAGUCAGCUGACAGUCACUUCCCAGCCACCUGACACUUCGGUUCACCAUCAGCCACACCUUGCAUUUCCUUCCUCCAACCUCCAAUUCCUUGAAAAACCACAUCCGUUUCCUCUUCCCUCCUCUCUUCCAAAUCCUGCUCUCUUCUCCCACUUCUAUUCAUGUGCCUCCUCCCUCCUCCCAUCCCCUCCCUCCUCUCGCCCCCUCCCUCCUCUCUUCCUAUCUCUAUUUCUGUCCUUCCUCUCCUCUUUCCUCCUCUCAUUCCUCUUCUUUUGUUCCUUCCUCUCUUCCCUCCUCACUUCAUUCCUUCACUCCUCCAUCCUGCUCUCCUCCUCCCUCCUCAUCUUCUCCCUCUUCUCAUCUCCUCCCUCCCCUCCUCCUUCCCCACUCCCCCUCUACUCUUAUCUCCCCUUCUCCCUGGCUCCCUUGUCUACUCCUCCCCUCCAUCUCUCCCUCCUCUUCCCCCCCCCCUAUCCCUGCCCCUCACUCACCCUCUCCCUCCCCUUCUCAUCCUCCUUCCCUCCCGUUCCACCAUAUUCAACCCUGUCGUACACUCACGCCCCACCAUGUGUGCAGCUGUCGUAUAGUCUUCCCACUCUUGAUGUAUUCCACCCACCCUCUGCUCCCUACGCCCUUAGCAUUCUCGCCAGGGCUCCAUUCCCCUCCACUUCUCCUCCUCUCUUCACACCAUAUCAGCACCGCCCAUUGUCGCUGCCAAUCGCUCCCUCAACUCACCCAUCUCAACAACCACUCUCCCUCUCCAUAUCUGAUUUCCUCCACUUGCCUUCCUAG
Closterium sp. Naga37s-1 is the source of this 1899-nucleotide messenger RNA. The record is from the annotation of a GenBank genome assembly. NCBI's taxonomy places the organism in Eukaryota, Viridiplantae, Streptophyta, Zygnematophyceae, Desmidiales, Closteriaceae.